CAGUAAUAGUAUCUAAACAGGAUGUUUUGUGUUUUUAAAGUAAUCUUAAUUUAAAAGUCUUUGUUUUCUUCGUUUGGUGAUUGCACUGUGGCGCUACCCCAAUACAUAAAAGAAGCGCACCUCUCUGAGAGCUUCUUGUAAAGGAUUGCUGAUUUGCUCCAAUGGGAAAGCUCGUUUCUGCCAACAAGUAUCAACUCGCUCAUGUGAUUGGCUCAAAGGCUGAGAAAUGGGCGGUACCAAGCAAGUUAGGUAGUACCGCUGAGUAUGAUUGACGUUGGGUUAUCUGUUUACCGCUUAAAAGGCGCUAUAAGUAAAUAGGUUCUCGUAAACAUUGAUAUUUCGCCUUUUUCUAGCUGAGAUACUGUCUUAUUUCUCUACAGUGAAAAGAUGCUCCUCCCUCUCUUUGAACACGGAGGUGGGGACGGGUGUUUAAGUCGUGGCCACUAGCCACUCCCUGGUGGCGCCUUGUGGGCUGGGAAACAGCAAGGAGGCGGGAGGAGUCAGGCAGGGUGGAGGAGAAGAGACCCCCCCACCCGCACACACACACGCACACAUACACACAUAGACACACACACAGGCUGUAAUAGCACUGGGAGGAGAGGUUGGUCCUAGUGUGGGAGGGCUUUUAUUACUGGGAUGUGUGAGGGGGCUGUCAGAGAAGCAGCACAUGUGCCCAUGUAAACAGGACAGAGGGUGGAGUCCAUCCUUAGACCAGGCCUGCACCCACCCAACUCUGUCUGAAGUCAAACAUGUUUCUGCACUUACACACAGAUGUGAUUCAUUUCGCUUAUUUAUUUCUAACAGUGCCUCCACACAAACACACAUCACGUCUAAUAAUGUAUCAGACUUUAUUCACCAACAUGCGUGCAAGGAAUUUGGUGCAGGAGCCAGAACAGACAAACAAGAUAGCAGUAAAAUGGAAAAAAGCAUGCUAAAACAAUUAUAAAUAUGUAUAAACAUUUUAAGAUAAUAUUCAAAUACAUAAAACAUUAUACACAACUAGCCUAAGUUUACAAGGAAGCAAUUGGUUCUGCGUGAUGGGUCACACAGUAUAUUUAAAGUGUGCACAGAUACCGGUAAUGUUGCCAGAUAAGUUCAGUGCAAUCAGCAGUUUAGAUUAACUCACAGUGCAAAUUUGGCUAUGUGCAACAGCAUUUGAGUGCAAUAUGCAUAACGUUCAUGUGAAAAGUAGGGAAUGGGAAUGUUUUGUUAUCAGCUGUCCAGUGCUCCAUGCAAAAACUCCCUUUGCUUCUUUUCCUUCACUCCACACUCUUUGGGUGAGCGAAAAACACAAUUUGGUAGCCAAAAAUUUACAUCUGUAAAAUGAUGAAAAAGUUGGCCUAUUUGCAUAAUAGCUUUCAUAAAAAAUAAUGCAUUAACAUAAGCAUCAGUCUUGUGAAUAUGCCUGAACAGCAGGUCACUAGAAAUAUCUUUAACUGGAAUAUUUAACAUGGAAAUGCCAGGAUUAGUGAGGUUAAAUCUUGAUUUCUUUAUAGGUUAUAGUGUAAUAUAAUAAAUUGCUCCUCGUAUGUGAGGAAAGAUGGUCUGUUGAUGUUUGGUACAAACCUUAAUUAUUAACAUAUUGUCUGUGUAGAGCAUUAUGUGAAGCAGAGGACCUAUAUCUGUGUGUGCACAGUUAUGUUCAGGUAAAUUACUAUUAGAUACUGUUUAGAAACAAGCUGCUUUAAUGGUUUUCCUGAAGAGAAAAGGCUUUAUUUGUUAUGUGAUUUAGGUGAGAUUAAAGACCAUUUCAGGUUUUAUAUGAUGACUUAAGGGCUACACUUUUUUAGUAAAAUGUCCUUCAUUUCUAAUGAGUUCUUCUGGUUGGAUGAUUAUGAAAAAUGUGAGUUUUGUUUUAGGUAGAACCUUUUUGUGGUCAAUUUUAUCUGUAGAGCCCAGAACAGGAGAAAAAGUUCUUUGAUUGCAGAUACGUGUGAGAAUUUAUUUACUUGUCUGACAAAUGUUUCACUGCUGCAACAGGAUUUUUGGUGUUUGUAAUGUAAUAAUGUAAAUGUGAAUGUUUUAUGUCCAUGUGGAUUGGGCUCUUAUAGGCCUGUGUGCAUGAGAAUAAAAUAAAUAAAUAACGUGACAUCUGGUAAGUAAGAAAAGUUGAUACCACUUUCUGAUGAGUCACGUUUUAUAAAGGGUUCAUAGGUCGCAAAUAAUGGCUUUAUUAAUAUUAAUAAAUUUUUUAUAGAUACAGUUAAAGCCAUUAAUAAGAAGAGUCUGAUUUUAAUUGAUAAAGGAUGAAGAGUUUCACUGUCUAACUGAGCCAAAAGCAAAAGUUAUUAAGUCAGUUAAUAAGUUUUUUAUAAAUAAAGAUUCUUACAUUAAGCCAAGUAUGCAGUUAUAAAUGUUGAAAAGUUAACAGUAUGAAUUCUGGCUCAGAUACUCUGCUAUGAAUAAACCUUUAAAAAUGCAUGUCAUGGGGGAGUUGCUCUGCAUAGUUUGCUUAUCUUAUAACGUUAUUAUUAUGUUUCCAUCACAUCUUUUGUAUAGUUAACCUUUACCUGCCUUUGACAUUUCCAGCAACCUGUUGAGUGUGUCUGGUUUUGUUUCUGCAGGAUGUGUCGCAGCUGCGUCCCACGCUGAUAACUGUUGUGUUUCAGAUGAGAUGCAAAGUCACUUCCUACAGUCUACUCUAACCCAUCCCCUGCGAUGAUUCAGCCCGCUGACAUGUCUAACAGCAACUUACCAGAAACUUGUAAUCGUCAAUUAAUCAUUGGAAACCAGAACAGGCUGGAUGCAGCUUGAGAAUCUGCUAAAGAUUGCAGAUAAGUUUCAGAUAUCUCAGCCUGCGACAACAGGAAACGAGAGAAAGAGCGCCAGUGCAACAGAACUGAAACCUGCGUCGAUGGAGCUUCAACUCCUCUGUGUUCCUCGGUCGUCUGUGAACUGAGGCGAUGGAGAGUCCGUCCUCCACAGUGAGGCGGCGAGCCUGGAUCAACAGCAGCCGACAGUGGCCCACAGUGGAGGAACUGGACCCUGAUGGACCAUUAGGCAACCUCCCCUCAGCCUCUACGGCAGAUGACGAUGUCUUUUCAGAUGGAUGCUUUGUAGGAAAGAUUGAGAACUGGCUACAGGGUUGUGGAUUGGAGGGAUGCUCAGAGAACACUAGGCAGCUGAGUUUUGAGUCUGUGCUGAAAGCCAACAACUUUGAUGAUGACCUGAGCCUUGGUGCUGAUGCUUGUGCGUUAAAUGGUGGAAAAAUUACACCUGGAGUUGGCCUCGCAAGGCAACCUUCCACCAAACGACAACACAGCAGACUCACCAGUACCCCUCGUCAGGGACUAUGUCUGCCGACACUGAACUUGGGCCACAGCAUGGCCUCCAGCUGUCUCUCCUCCUCCACCUGUAAAACCACGUCAAGUGUAUCUGAGGUGCUGCAGAUGUGUUCGGAGGAUGCAGAGGAGACUCUGUAUGAGUUGGGUUUUGGCUGUGAUGAGCCACAGGUCACUGUGCGCAUUCCUCCUCGAUUCUUCACCUUCCCCUCUCAGGCUCAGGGCAUAAACUUCCGCCUUUUCCUGGACUCACAGCUACGGCGGAUACGAGAGGAGGAUCCUAGCCUGUCUCUUGCUAGUCGUUUCAGACAAGUUCAAGUACUCACAGCAAUGGCCAACGCUUUCUACUCCCUGUACUCCCAUGUGUCUCGCACUCCUCUCCAGAAACUGGCCACACCAGAAUUUACCUUCUCCAUGUCUCCCGUGGAGAAGAUCGAACGCUUCAGGAGCUGCAUUCGCAGUGAGCCACGCUCUCCUGUGGAGAGGCUGAAGGACACCGUCUCCAAGAUGUGCCUCUACACAGGGUCUCCUCGAGGAUCAGACUCCACCUCGCCACAGCCCUCACCCAGGAAAAGGUCUAGCCUUCCUGAUGUUGUGGGUAUAGUCCUGGAUAAGGCCAAGACUAGGCCCACCAAGAAACUGGAUUUGGGGGAAUAUAAUCGGAGUCAUUCAGCUGUGGAUGUGAGGCUGGUUAUGGAUGUUGAUAAAUUCUGUAACGUUGAGCAAGACGAGCAAAUACAGCAGACCGUGGCGGACACAGACAAUCUUCAAAAUGGAAAUAAAAUCUGUCAUGAGAAGAUGCAGGACAGUAAACAAACAGAUAAUGUUGAUGCUGAUAAAAAAAUUAUCAAACCAACAGACUUUGACAGCAUGACUCACAGUAUAAGAGCAUCUCUAGCGUCAUCCAUAUCAGGAGAAACCGUGAUAGAAGCAGAUCAUCAGUUUCUUUCAUGUCAGACUGAGCUGGACUCAUGUUUGACUCAAAGUGACACAAGGACAGAUGAUCUAAAACCAGUUACCAAGGUUACAUUUGAUCUAAUCUGUCCGCCGAUAGUGGAGAGUGUACACCAGGCACCAUUCUCUCAACACACGCAAAGUGUGAAAAGAAACACUUUAUCUCAUCUCUCCAAUCGGACAGAACGCAUGGAUAGAUCAUGUCUUGUAUCACAGAGACACCACAUACAAAACAAGACUCAAACAUCUGUGUCUGAGCCUGACAAGGACUCACACAGAGCUGAUGUUGCCUCUUCAGGGGAAGCCACACAGGCGGAUGUAUCCAGAUCACUUCAUGUCCUCGACCCUGAUGGUAGCUACACCCAUUACAGCAUCACUGUGACUGGGUGGGAAGGUGAUGAAGUCUCUUCCUGUUCCUUGAACACACCCGAUUCCAGUCACACUUCGACUGAGCCACCUGUUGAGACUUGUGAAGAGCCACUUAGCGAGGACAAAAGCCGGUACCUCAAUCCACUGACUCAUCAGGCCCUGGGGCACAACUCCAAUAACCUACAACAGGUUAACUCCUUUGAGCUGGAGGAGGUGCAUAGUGCAGGAGAGGAAGAUUUUGGACAAUCAGAAACUACGAGAAUAACAACCUCACUGCUGGCCACAAAACAUCAAUACAAAGGUGAAGUGGCCCGGGGUGACAGCAUUCAGUCAGACAGCAGCGGCUACGCGGAUGAAGAAGUCAGCCCUGCGACCGACAGACAUAACAGAUGACAGGAAACCUGGAACUCCAUGUAAACACACAUCGAAGGAAUGUUUGUCACCUGUGGACUUGAGGACAUGAAUUUCCCAAGCUUAAGGAUUUGGAAAGUGUUUCAGACAAACGGACUACAUUUAAAGGGUGUCAUUUCAGAGGCCCUGCACUGAAGAAGCAUUUUUUUCUAUGAGAAAAGUUCAGGAUAUGCAAAGCAUAUAUUUUUUCACAGUGCUCAUACUGAAUACAGUAUAUUGUAAAUAAGUAAAGCUGUGUAAAAGCCUUGAUGACAUGCUGUGUUAACAUAAUUCAACUAGAAUGGCACCUUUGAUCAGAACUUUUCUUUGCAUUUUUGAUUCAUUAUGACAGUUCACAGUAAAAUUUACAAAAAAAAGUUUUAUUGGAAACAGUCAAUUUGACACAGAGCUCCGGUUUUAGUUCAUUGCUUUUAAAAACUGGGCCACAUUUUUCUUGUAACACCACAAAGAAGUCAAGUAUCUUGAAUUUAAUGUCAGCAUUGAUGUCAAUAGUAUCAGCACAUUAAAUUCAGUUAAAAAAAAACCAACAUAACCUCCGUGUUUCAAUAAUCAGAAAACAAUACGCUGUUCUGCCUUUUCAGAGAAUGAAGUCAACGUUACAUCAAGCACACUGUAGAGUGAUGUACAGAAACUCAGUCAGCCUACAUUGUGCAAAGGACAUUAUCUUUUCAAGUAGUGCAAACUCUACCAUUUUCAAUACUGUGACUUUUUUAAACUGUGCAAGGCAGUAAGUGACUACGGUACUGAA
This is a messenger RNA of Thunnus maccoyii (southern bluefin tuna), 5763 nucleotides long. RefSeq names its product thymocyte expressed, positive selection associated 1 (gene tespa1). Bases 2904 to 4997 code for a protein of 697 amino acids. Lineage: Eukaryota; Metazoa; Chordata; Actinopteri; Scombriformes; Scombridae. Gene Ontology annotation, molecular function: signaling receptor binding. The record is from RefSeq and is a predicted model, not a curated record. The transcript is spliced from 12 exons.